AUGGCUGAAGGGUUUUUGCCAAUGGAUUCAAAAAGUAAAAAGAUGGAGGAAUUUGGAAAGGAAUACCUUGAAGAUCUCUUAUCAAGGUCAUUCUUUCAAUGUUCGAGUAAUAAGAAUGCAUCAUUUCUCCAAAUGCAUGACCUCGUGCAUGAUUUAGCCAUGCUUGUAUCAGAUGAUUUUUGCUUUAGGUUGGAUUUGAGUAGUGAUGUGCAUAGCCUUCCAACAAAGAUUCGUCAUCUGUCAUAUAGGAAAAGCUCUUACGACCUCGACAACCUUAAGGGUUUGAGUAAGGCUAUUUCUUUGCGUACCUUUCUAGCAUUACCAAUGCAGAUUCGAUUUCGAAACUAUUUAGUCCCGUACAAUAUAUUGCUUACAAAGGGAAGCUGUUUAAGAGUGCUUUCUUUAAGUCAAUCUUCUAUCAAGGAGUUGCCGGAUUCAAUUGGUAGUCUAAUACAUUUAAGGUAUUUGGACUUGUCUGGUACUGAAAUUGAAGAGUUGCACGAGUCAGCUUGUAGUUUGUACCAUUUACAAACUUUAUUAUUGUCGUGCUGUACAAAGCUUUCUCAAUUACCAAGGAAUAUGGGAAGACUGAUCAAUUUGCGUUACUUAGAUAUUACAUGGGUACCUUUGAAAGAGAUGCCGCAAGGAAUCAGCCAGAUGAAAUACUUGCAAUUCUUACCAAGGGUAUUAUUGAGUGACAAAAAUAAGGAUGAUGUGUUCAAAAUUACAGAUUUAGCAGAGCUUGAACAUCUAAGUGGAAGCCUUUGCAUUUUGGGUUUGGAAAAUAUUAAUGAUGCGACGGAGGCUUCAAAGGCUAAUUUAAAGGAUAAGAAGGACCUUACAGCACUAACUUUGAGCUGGAGUUAUGGUGCUGCUGAUGCUGAUAGUUCGCAAAAAGAAUUAGAUGUGCUUGACGCCCUUCGACCACAUACAAGCUUGAAGAGUCUGAAGAUUGAAAGAUAUAGAGGUACAACAUUCUCGAACUGGAUUGCAGAUGAUGCAUUUUCUAAUUUAGUAUCGAUUACUUUGCUAAAUUGUAAAAGCUGCUGUUAUUUACCACCACUUGGACAACUAGCUUCUCUCAAAGAUCUCAGAAUUGAUGGAUGUGAUAGUGUGUAUUCAAUAGGUGAUGGGAUCGAUAGCAGUUGUCCUCUAUUCACUUGUUUAGAAAGUUUACGUAUUUCGAAUAUGUUGAUGUGGAAAGAAUGGUCAUUUGGUACCGAAGCUUUUCUUCAAGAAGGUCAAGUGUUCCCUCUUCUAAAACGAGUUUGGCUGAGGAAUUGUCCCAAGCUUAAUGUUGGCUUACCCGGAUAUCUUCCAUCAUUAGAAAGACUCAGUAUCGGUGAUUGUGAAGAAGUGGAGUAUUUGCUUCCGAGAACUCAACAGACUGUCACAGCCCCACCCUUUCUUCAUCUAUGGAACACAAAUGAAGUAUUUAUAUGGAACUGUCCUGUGUUGGAGUCACUUCUAGAUUGGGGAUCACACUCCAAAGUAAAGGAACUUUCUCUAUCGAACACAAAAGUGCUUUUUGAGAAUCGUAUUAAAUGGGAUCUACAGAAACUCUCAUGUUUGGAACACAUAAGGAUCCAAGGAUGGGAAGAUGAUUCCUUUCCCGACGAAGGGCUCCUUCCGAUCACUCUUGAGACAAUUGUGAUCGGAGAUUCUAGCAAACUUGAGACCCUAAAUGGAAAGGCUUUUGAACAACUAACAUCCCUUACUGAUUUAUCGAUUAGAAGCUGUAAAAGCCUCCGGUGCUUGCCAGAAGAAGGGCUACCUACCUCUCUUACUGAUUUAUCAAUCAGUGGAUGUCCUUUGCUAAAUCAACGAUGUGAAAAAGGAGGAGAAGAUUGGCCUAAGAUUCAACACAUCACAAAUCUAUCUGUCAAAUGAUCAAUGGGUCGGAUGAGUUGAAGGAAUGGACUACUGUAUAUCGAAUGGUUGUAAAUUUGAUGAUUUGGCGGAGUAUCUUUGUGCCACGUUGUGGUUGUAAGAAAGCCACACUUGUGGUUUUAUAUGGAUAAUUUUAAGAUGUUAUGGCAUCAGAUUCAAGAGUGUUGAACUGAAAACGGUGCUCCAAUGACACAAUUCCACGAAAUGAUUAGGAGAUUAAUCAAAAUGGCAAAACUAAUGAGAUGCUCAAGUGUACUUGGAGUCUGCUACUUCUUCUUUGAAAGUGACUCUAAACUAUCUACUUCCCCCGUCCUGCUUUGGAAUAUUUCAUCUUGCAUUGUGGAAGAUUGCUCGAAUCUUCAGUCGCUUUGCUGCCCUCAAUGUCAUCAAAUGGGCAGCUGCUUCUGUUUUUAAUGAACUUGAAGAGUGGUGUGAAUUAAUGCCUUAGUUUAUUUUCUUCUUUUUGUGGAUGAAAUGUACUUUCAUUGUUUGCUCUAUUUUUCUAUACUUGGAAAUUCUUAUAUAUGUGACACCUCACUGACUUAAAAAUAUUUGGCACUGAGAUUUGUUUUUAA
Humulus lupulus (European hop) is the source of this 2465-nucleotide messenger RNA. RefSeq names its product putative disease resistance RPP13-like protein 1. NCBI's taxonomy places the organism in Eukaryota, Viridiplantae, Streptophyta, Magnoliopsida, Rosales, Cannabaceae. The record is from RefSeq and is a predicted model, not a curated record. Bases 1 to 1890 code for a protein of 629 amino acids. The transcript is spliced from 3 exons.